CGUGACCUCUAGCACAGGCAGUGUUGUGGUUGCCGGUGUGGGCAGAUCUGAUUGACAGAUGUGAGCGUUCCAGGGGUCAGCACACCGGCACCUUCCCAUGUAAGAACCGGAUACACCGUGUACUAAUAUUACUAUAUCAUUAUAUCCUAUAUACUGAGUGUAUUACUAUAUCAUUAUAUCCUAUAUACUGAGUGUAUUAAUAUAUCAUUAUAUCCUAUAUACUGAGUGUAUUACUAUAUCAUUAUAUCCUAUAUACUGAGUGUAUUACUAUAUCAUUAUAUCCUAUAUACUGAGUGUAUUACUAUAUCAUUAUAUCCUAUAUACUGAGUGUAUUACUGUAUCAUUAUAUCCUAUAUACUGAGUGUAUUACUGUAUCAUUAUAUCCUAUAUACUGAGUGUAUUAAUAUAUCAUUAUAUCCUAUAUACUGAGUGUAUUAAUAUAUCAUUAUAUCCUAUAUACUGAGUGUAUUACUAUAUCAUUAUAUCCUAUAUACUGAGUGUAUUACUAUAUCAUUAUAUCCUAUAUACUGAGUGUAUUAAUAUAUCAUUAUAUCCUAUAUACUGACUGUAUUAAUAUAUCAUUAUAUCCUAUAUACUGAGUGUAUUAAUAUAUCAUUAUAUCCUAUAUACUGAGUGUAUUACUAUAUCAUUAUAUCCUAUAUACUGAGUGUAUUAAUAUAUCAUUAUAUCCUAUAUACUGAGUGUAUUAAUAUAUCAUUAUAUCCUAUAUACUGAGUGUAUUACUAUAUCAUUAUAUCCUAUAUACUGAGUGUAUUAAUAUAUCAUUAUAUCCUAUAUACUGAGUGUAUUACUAUAUCAUUAUAUCCUAUAUACUGAGUGUAUUACUAUAUCAUUAUAUCCUAUAUACUGAGUGUAUUACUAUAUCAUUAUAUCCUAUAUACUGAGUGUAUUAAUAUAUCAUUAUAUCCUAUAUACUGAGUGUAUUAAUAUAUCAUUAUAUCCUAUAUACUGACUGUAUUACUAUAUCAUUAUAUCCUAUAUACUGAGUGUAUUAAUAUAUCAUUAUAUCCUAUAUACUGACUGUAUUAAUAUAUCAUUAUAUCCUAUAUACUGAGUGUAUUACUAUAUCAUUAUAUCCUAUAUACUGAGUGUAUUAAUAUAUCAUUAUAUCCUAUAUACUGAGUGUAUUACUAUAUCAUUAUAUCCUAUAUACUGAGUGUAUUAAUAUAUCAUUAUAUCCUAUAUACUGAGUGUAUUAAUAUAUCAUUAUAUCCUAUAUACUGAGUGUAUUAAUAUAUCAUUAUAUCCUAUAUACUGAGUGUAUUACUAUAUCAUUAUAUCCUAUAUACUGAGUGUAUUACUGUAUCAUUAUAUCCUAUAUACUGAGUGUAUUACUAUAUCAUUAUAUCCUAUAUACUGACUGUAUUAAUAUAUCAUUAUAUCCUAUAUACUGAGUGUAUUAAUAUAUCAUUAUAUCCUAUAUACUGAGUGUAUUACUAUAUCAUUAUAUCCUAUAUACUGAGUGUAUUAAUAUAUCAUUAUAUCCUAUAUACUGAGUGUAUUACUAUAUCAUUAUAUCCUAUAUACUGAGUGUAUUAAUAUAUCAUUAUAUCCUAUAUACUGAGUGUAUUACUAUAUCAUUAUAUCCUAUAUACUGAGUGUAUUACUAUAUCAUUAUAUCCUAUAUACUGAGUGUAUUAAUAUAUCAUUAUAUCCUAUAUACUGAGUGUAUUACUAUAUCAUUAUAUCCUAUAUACUGAGUGUAAUAAUAUAUCAUUAUAUCCUAUAUACUGAGUGUAUUACUAUAUCAUUAUAUCCUAUAUACUGAGUGUAUUACUGUAUCAUUAUAUCCUAUAUACUGAGUGUAUUAAUAUAUCAUUAUAUCCUAUAUACUGAGUGUAUUAAUAUAUCAUUAUAUCCUAUAUACUGAGUGUAUUAAUAUAUCAUUAUAUCCUAUAUACUGAGUGUAUUAAUAUAUCAUUAUAUCCUAUACACUGAGUGUAUUAAUAUAUCAUUAUAUCCUAUAUACUGACUGUAUUAAUAUAUCAUUAUAUCCUAUAUACUGAGUGUAUUACUAUAUCAUUAUAUCCUAUAUACUGAGUGUAUUACUAUAUCAUUAUAUCCUAUAUACUGAGUGUAUUACUAUAUCAUUAUAUACUAUAUACUGAGUGUAUUACUAUAUCAUUAUAUCCUAUAUACUGAGUGUAUUAAUAUAUCAUUAUAUCCUAUAUACUGAGUGUAUUACUAUAUCAUUAUAUCCUAUACACUGAGUGUAUUACUAUAUCAUUAUAUCCUAUAUACUGAGUGUAUUAAUAUAUCAUUAUAUCCUAUACACUGAGUGUAUUACUAUAUCAUUAUAUCCUAUAUACUGAGUGUAUUAAUAUAUCAUUAUAUCCUAUAUACUGAGUGUAUUAAUAUAUCAUUAUAUCCUAUAUACUGAGUGUAUUACUAUAUCAUUAUAUCCUAUACACUGAGUGUAUUACUAUAUCAUUAUAUCCUAUAUACUGAGUGUAUUACUAUAUCAUUAUAUCUAUAUACUAGUGUAUUACUAUAAUUAUAUCUAUAUACUGAGUGUAUUACUAUAUCAUUAUAUACUAUAUACUGAGUGUAUUACUAUAUCAUUAUAUCCUAUAUACUGAGUGUAUUAAUAUAUCAUUAUAUCCUAUAUACUGAGUGUAUUAAUAUAUCAUUAUAUCCUAUAUACUGAGUGUAUUAAUAUAUCAUUAUAUCCUAUAUACUGAGUGUAUUACUAUAUCAUUAUAUCCUAUACACUGAGUGUAUUACUAUAUCAUUAUAUCCUAUAUACUGAGUGUAUUACUAUAUCAUUAUAUCCUAUAUACUGAGUGUAUUACUAUAUCAUUAUAUCCUAUACACUGAGUGUAUUACUAUAUCAUUAUAUCCUAUAUACUGAGUGUAUUACUAUAUCAUUAUAUCCUAUAUACUGAGUGUAUUACUAUAUCAUUAUAUCCUAUAUACUGAGUGUAUUAAUAUAUCAUUAUAUCCUAUAUACUGAGUGUAUUAAUAUAUCAUUAUAUCCUAUAUACUGAGUGUAUUACUAUAUCAUUAUAUCCUAUAUACUGAGUGUAUUACUAUAUCAUUAUAUCCUAUAUACUGACUGUAUUAAUAUAUCAUUAUAUCCUAUAUACUGAGUGUAUUACUAUAUCAUUAUAUCCUAUACACUGAGUGUAUUAAUAUAUCAUUAUAUCCUAUAUACUGAGUGUAUUAAUAUAUCAUUAUAUCCUAUAUACAGCAUCACUGACACUCAGUGUAUUAAUAUAUCAUUAUAUCCUAUAUACAGCAUCACUGGCACUCAGUGUAUUAAUAUAUCAUUAUAUCCUACAUACAGCAUCCCUGGCACUCAGUAUAUCGAUAUUUAUUUUUAUAUAUAUUUAUAUAAAUAAUCUCCUCCCCUAUAAUACAUAAGUAUGUAUGUAUGUAUGUAUAUGUGUGUAUACAUACAUACAGACAGGUCCAUAAAUAUUGGGACAUAGACACAAUUCUAAUCUUUUUUGCCCUAUACACCAACACAAUGGGUUUGAAAUGAAAUAAACAAGAUGUGCUUUAAUUUGAGGGAAUUUACAUCCAAACCAGGUGAACGGUGUAGGAAUUACAAGUUUGUAUAUGUGCAUCACACUUUUUAAGGGACCAAAAGUAAUGGGACAGAAUAACAGUCAUAAAUCAAACUUUCACUUUUUAAUACAUGGUUGCAAAUCCUUUGCAGUCAAUUACAGCCCGAAGUCUGGAAUGCAUAGACUUCACCAGAGACUGGGUUUCAUCCCUGGUGAUGCUCUGCCAGGCCUCUACUGCAACUGUCUUCAGUUCCUGCUUGUUCUUGUGGCAUUUUCCCUUCAGUUUUGUCUUCAUCAAGUGAAAUGCUUGAUCAAUCGGAUUCAGGUCAGGUGAUUGACUUGGCCAUUGCAUAACAUUCCACUUCUUUCCCUUAAAAAAACUCUUUGGUUGCUUUUGCAGUAUGCUUCCGGUCAUUGUCCAUCUGCACUGUGAAGCGCUGUCCAAUGAGUUCUGAAGCAUUUGGCUGAAUAUGAGCAGAUAAUAUUGCCUGAAACACUUCAGAAUUAAUCCUGCUGCUUUUGUCAGCAGUCACAUCAUCAAUAAAUACAAGAGAACCAGUUCCAUUGGCAGCCAUACAUGCCCAUGCCAUGACACUACCACCACCAUGCUUCACUGAUGAGGUGGUAUGCUAUGGAUCCAUACUCUUCUCUUCCCAUCACUCUGGUACAAGUUGAUCUUGGUCUCAACUGUCCAUAGGAUGUUGUUCCAGAACUGUGAAGGCUUUUUUAGAUGUUGUUUGGCAAACUCUAAUCUGGCCUUCCUGUUUUUGAGGCUCACCAAUGGUUUACAUCUUGUGGUGAACCCUCUGUAUUCACUCUGGUGAAGUCUUCUCUUGAUUGUUGACUUUGACACACAUACACCUACUUCUUGGAAAGUGUUCUUGAUCUGGCCAACUGUUGUGAAGGGUGUUUUCUUCACCAGGCAAAGAAUUCUUCCGUCAUCCACCACGGUUGUUUUCCGUGGUCUUCCGGGUCUUUUGGUGUUGCUGAGCUCACCGAUGCGUUCUUUCUUUUUAAGGAUGUUCCAAACAGUUGAUUUGGCCACACCUAAUAUUUUUGCUCUCUCUCUGAUGGGUUUGUUUUGUUUUUUCAGCCUAAUGAUGGCUUGCUUCACUGAUAGUGACAGCUCUUUGGAUCUCAUAUUGAGAGUUGACAGCAACAGAUUCCAAAUGCAAAUAGCACACUUGAAAUGAACUCUGGACUUUUUAUCUGCUCCUUGUAAAUUGGAUAAUGAGGGAAUAACACACACCUGGCCAUGGAACAGCUAAGCAGCCAAUUGUCCCAUUACUUUUGGUCCCUUGAAAAGUGGGAGGCACAUAUACAAACUGUUGUAAUUCCUACACUGUUCACCUGAUUUGGAUGUAAAUACCCUCAAAUUAAGGCUGAAAGUCUGCAGUUAAAGCACAUAUUGUUCAUUUAAUUUCAAAUCCAUUGUGGUGCUGUAUAGAGCCAAAAAGAUUAGAAUUGUGUCGAUGUCCCAAUAUUUAUGGACCUGACUAUAUAUACCCCCCUACAUACAGCAUUACUGGUACCCAGUGUAUAUAUAGCUUCCUACACACAGCUAUUCAAUGAAUACUGAUAGACAGUGUGACACUGAGCAUUACUUGUACUCAGUAUAUAUAGCUUUCUACACACAGCCAUUCAGUGAGUGUUCAUACACAGUGUGACACUGAGCAUUACUGGCACUCCGUGUAUAUAUAGCAUCCUACACACAGCCAUUCAAUGAGUACUGAUAGACAGUGUGACACUGAGCAUUACUGGUACCCAGUAUAUGUAGCUUUCUACACAUCCAUUGCAUGAGUACUUGAUGUAAACUGUCACAACAUGGGAUACUGCACAGAGUAUUCUGUACAUACCAUAAACUGAUUUAUUAUUUAAUCUGUACACCCUGAAUUAUGUUCCUCAAAGUGUACUCCGCACACGUAAAUUGAUUUGCUACACUUUAUAAACUACAUAAUCUGUUUCACUAUGUAAUCUGUACGCUUAAUGUUAAUUCACUCACUGUAUAAUCUGUACACACGCCAUAAUCUGGUUCCUGGUGUAAUGUGCACACACUGCAUGCUCUGCUUCCUGAUGUAAUCUGCACAUAUGCCGUGUAGCGGAUGGCCAUGAGCUGCCCUGAGACUUGUAUUAUGUGUAACCUGUAUUCGUCUAAUUGCUAAAUGUCUAUGCAGUAAGGGAAUGUAUUUGUGUAAAAUAGCUAAAUUCUAUGUGUAAAAUGUAUUGGAUUCGUCUGAAUGUUGGGUAGUUUCAUUCCCUUAGUUUGUUCGAAUGAAACUACCGAACAGUCAGACCUCCCCUGUGUGAAGUGUGCCUUCAAUUACCCGUUGCAACAUUGUUGCGAACGGGUAAUUGACAAGCUGUGUAGCAAUCCUUUGUUCUCAGGGGUGGCCGCCAUUCGAGAAACGAACACGUGGCGGCGGCCAUCUUAACCUCCCGAACAGCGGUGUUUUGCCGUCGAGUGUCUGGAACUAAAAUCGGACACUCGAGUAGGCGAACACCGCUGAGACCUCCAUCAGCCCGGUCCGUUCGGUUCCAAACUACCGAACGGCCCCUCGUUCGGUAGGCAUAAUCAACCGAACGAGGGGAUUCAGGCGAACCCUCCCAAGCCUCUAUAGCUGGAGGCUUUCAGGUACUUCAUUCGCCUUUUCCAGGACCGACUGCAGGGCCCAAUCGCAUGGAGCCCAAUUCGGCUAGUUCAUCUAGCACGGUUGGUCAUUUUAUUCCCUCCAGGAAAUUCCCGAACCCCUGGUCCAAUCUGAGUGAUUUUUGGAUAUGUUCACCCAGAUCAGGGCUACCAGGGGAUGUAUAAUUUAAAGGGGUACCCCUAGGUUUAGGGGUACAUCCAGAAACGGGGGGAAUUGCUGUACUGGAUAAGGGGAUUAUGAUGCCGGCUGAGGGGAGGAGAUGUGUGGGAGGUUACCGGGACAGGAUUGGCUACUGUAUUAAUGAAUGGAAAUCCCUCCCUUGCAUGGGAGCAUGCUAUAUAAGGCACUGUGGAAUAAAGGUUGUCAGUUCUGCUCCUGAUGCUGUGUGUCGUCCAGUCAUUGGGAUUGCUGUGGGGAUACUAUUGGAUUAUUUUGCCUGCUGGAAACUUUGCCUGUGGAUUUAUAAUUUACUUGUUCCUGAGCCUCACUGGGAUCUUAAGCGGAGAUAACCUGGGGAAUAUUGUAUCUCCGCUACAUGCUGUAAUCUGCUUCUUGUGUAAACUGUGUACACGCUUUAAUCUCCAAACACUGCAUGACCUGUUUCCUGAUGUAACCUGCACACACGCUGUACUCUGCUUCAAGGUGUAAUCUGCGUACAUGCCGUAAUUUGCUUUAUGGUGUAAUCUGCCUACACGCCGUAAUCUGCUUCAUUGUAUUAUCUGUACACACUCCAUAAUUGGCUUCUCUAUAUAAUAUGUACUCACUGUAUAAUCUUAUUAUAUAGAAUUUUUACAUUGUAAUCUGUGCACACUGAAUAAUCUGUUCAGCACCCUAAUCUAUACAAAUGGCAUGAUCUACUUCACAGGGUAAUCUCUGUUUAUGGCAUCUGUACUCACAGUAUGGCCUACUUCACAGUAUAAUCUGUACACACAGUAUGGCCUACUUCACAGUGUAAUCUGUACACACAGUGUGACCUACUUCACAGUGUAAUCUGUACACACAGUGUGACCUACUUCACAGUGUAAUAUGUACACACAGUGUGACCUACUUCACAGUGUGAUCAUUGAACGUAACAUGGUCUUCUUCACAGUGUACUACAAGGCACUAAUUCAGCGUUUAUUUGUUGCACAUGAAGCAGAUUAGUAUUGUUAUUGCAUAAACUGCAAGUCUAAAUGUAUGUAGAUAUUUAUUCCUGUAUGCAUGUUUGUACAGAUGUGUCUACUUUUUAAAGCUGUCACCAAAUUCACCAGUGCUUCUCCCAAGUUUUGGGCUCUGGAUUAGCCCCUGGUACCCUUUAAAGUACCCUCCAUACAGGCUUUUAAAUGCAUUUGAUAGGUUUUGGCUUCAGAUUAAUGCUAGUUUUCUCCAUGUUAAAAUGUCUUUAGUUUUGCUAUUUAAAAAAAAAAAAAAAAAAAUUUCCACAGAGUAACCCUGCUCCCUUUUACAAUAACCGUGUCUGCAACACCUUUUAUUUAUUUUUUUAAUAAAGAAGGAUGGCCUUAGCUGUUUUCAGGCACUUUAGACUGGUGGUGGGUAUGAUGCAUGCUACCUGUCUUACACUUUAACCCCUUAAGGACACAUGACAUGUGUGACAUAUCAUGAUUCCCUUUAACCCCUUAAGGACCAAACUUCUGGAAUAAAAGACCAAAUGCUAUACUAUGUUGUCAUCACUAUCAUGUCCCUGUCUACCAUGCCAAAAUGGAAGCCACUUAGUACGCAUUCUCUACUCUAUACAGCUCUAUAGUUAGUCUGCGGCUCAUUCCAUUUUGGAAUGUAAACCUUAGAGAAUAAAUUGUUCUAAUAUCAUAGACUGUCAGUGGUCCAUAAGGGAGUAAUCACACAUUGGAUACUUAAUACUGUAAUCUUUAUCCACAACUGUUUUCAGACUGCACUGUGUGUAACAUAAGCGUUUUAAAUGAUUCUACUACAUAAUCUGAUCUACUUCACAGGAAGCAAUUGCAAACAACCCGGUCUACCACACAUACACACACAACUUCAAAUGAAACUUCACUUGUAGGUGGAGCAAUAUCCCUUGUUCUAAUGUGUAACUCCUUUAGAUAAAAUUCUUAUUGUUCCAAGAUUAAUGGAUAACCACAAACGUACCCAAUUCAUUUCUUGGAAAAUAAAGGUAUUCGCUGCCUUAAAGGGUAAGGCAGUCCGCAAGAAGGAGGGAUCUGGGUUUGUGUGUGCUCCAUCCAAUGUGAGUAGAAUUUCCAUUAGCAGAUAUAUUUCUGUGAUCUAUUUUUUUUUCUCUACAAAAACUAAGGGAUCUCUUGACCAUGAACUGAAUCUCACUUUGCAAAAUAUAGACAAAAAUAGCUGAAUACAGAAAUUGUUCUUCUUGGUUACAGCUUUAUUUUAGGCUAAAAAUAUGGUUUUCCGUUUGCCGUGAAUAAACUUGUACUUUGAUUCCUGUGUAUUGGCUUUUAGCACAUUGACUGAGUAACUUACUAUUGUCCCUUAAGUGUGUGUACACCUCUCUUUCGAAACAUUUUAUUCGCACAAUUAAAUGUAUUUUUUGUUUUGGCGACUCAUGUUCCAAGUUUGCAGGUAGUGCUUCGAAUACCUUAUGGCAGAUGUUGUUCUUAACAUUGUACCAUUACACCCAGCAUGGUUCUUGUUCAAACUAUGCUGCUUUUUUUUUUUUUUGUCCAAAACAUGUAUGUGGUUCGUGUCGCUCCCCUCAACACUAGGCUACCACCAGUUCGUGGAUUCACACUGUCUUAAUGCGCACCUUUUUUUUUUUUUUUGCCUCUCAGGUUUUUUUUCUCUUCUUUUAUUUAUCUUGAUAUUGCUCGUUUUUGUCUGUUGAUAUUGUCACGGAACAAAAAAAUUCCCAGUGAUCACUUGUUUCAUGGGGUAUUAUUUGCAGAGUGAGCAUUUCACUUGUAUUUGAUUUUCUUACGAUGUUUUGUGAGACAGACUGGCAUUUUAGACCAGUUAUGAUCAGUAUCCUAAUACACCACUCCUGUCUGUCUCAUGCUGAAUCCCAUCAAGUUUAGUGUGAUUCCCUCUACCCCAGUACACAUUUUACCAGGAUUGUCCACUAGAAUGUGAAUUGCAGGGAAUUCAAAGUGAAUUUCACAUUUUAGGACAAAAUGACUUUAAUUGGAAUAAGUUGACAAUAUUUUUGGUAGAGAAGUUUUGGACAAGAAUUUUUAAUUUUUAAUUCCCACUAUAUUGAAUACCUUUGCUUGACUCUGUUUUUGUGUGUGAUUUAUUUUUUUUAAUUUUUUUUUCCUCAUUCGAUUGGUAUGAUAUCAAGCACACGUUCAGUUUUGUUUGUUAGGCUCACUUACUCUUUAUAUAUUUUUCUUAGGGCACAUUUAUGAUAUUGGUGAAGGCAAAACCGCAAUUCUUGAGGUGACGAAAAACCAUUGUGCAGCAGGAAAAUGGUGAGUGUAAGCCUACAUAUAGCAGUAUUAAAGUAAUAUACCCUUAUUAUAAUACAGAAAUACAAAAUAUUGUGAGACACGUUGUUUUCUCGUUUGAAAUAUCAGUGAAGAAAAUGUUUUGUAUAUGUCCUAAUGUCCGUAUGUUUUAUUUCAGUGACUGCUCAAUCACAUAUAGUUUGAUUUUAUAUUAUGUUGAUACAAAUAGUAAUCUAGAGAACAGUAAACGUAGACUAGUCACUAAUUAAAGCAAGAUGCUCUAGGCUAGUAAAUAAAGCAUACACCUGUCUGCAUUUAAUGCGCUAUAACUGCUUGAAAGGACUGUGCCCCUUGCUCUUUAAACUAUAGUGGAUAUCCCUUUAAACCUAGAAAUCGGCAUACUGACAUUCAAAACCUUUUGUCUUUGAAAGAAUAAUGUGCCUUCUAAAAACUGUUACUUGCAAAUACAAACAAAAACUGGUAGCAAUGUUCAUCAAACAGUUAACUGAUCAGAUAAUUUCCAAUUGUCGGUAUAGAUCGCCAAACUGGAAAAAUUACCCAUCGCAGAUUUUUCUAGCAUGACAAUUUUGACGUUAAAUGUUCUGUUCAGUUCACUGUUGUAUGAAUAGCCUCUGUAGAAAUAUGAGGUUCUAGGUAUUCCAAAAACCAAUGCUGAAUCUGAUGCAUAUUUUCUUUACCUGCGCUUGUGUUGUGUGCGUUACAAUGAAAAUGUACUGACAUCAUUUUAUGCAGUUUCACAGUAAAUAUUUUUUUCAAUAACUAUAAAUAGACUAAUGCAUGUAUUAAAUAAUAGGAAUAAUGAUCAGACAUGGAAGAGGAGGCAGAAUUGCUCUGGUCCGGUUUUGAAAGCUAGCCUUACGUUAUGUAUAGGGUUGUAUAGAAAUGUUGGUAAUAAAAUAUUACUGGAACGAAGUCGGGGUAACUGUUAUUAAGCAUUUUAUCAAUAAUAGGGAUCGGCUUUGUAAUUUAACGAUAUUACCAAUAACUUACUCACCUCUCCCAGUCGCCACACGCUGUCUUCUGCAUCUGGAAGCUCUGGCUGCCAACCAAUAAGGACCGAUGCUGUGACCUCACAUCACCCCUUUCUGUGAGUCACUGCAUGCGGAGCUCACCUGAAGGCAGGGAGGUGACAGCGAAUAAUCUACUGUAAUGUACUGGGCUGGCUGAUCGUGAUAGGAGUGUGAUUGCUCUCAGCAAGUUAAGUUAAUACCAGAUUUGUAUAGAAAUUAUGUUACUUUUUCAAAACUUUAGAUGUACAGAAUAUCAGCACCAGCCAGUUACCAGCGAUCGGCCACUCUGGAAAAAUAAGUCAAUCCCUAGAAAAAAAAACUCAUAAUAUUUUAAAUUUUGUUGUUAAAGGGUUAUGCCUAAAUUAUUUUUGGCCCACUCUGCUGCUAAGCUGUAGAGCUGGAAAGUGGGUAUACAACCAGGAGAAUUAUCCUAUUGAUAACUGCAGUUGAAAGUGUUUUGGGAAUUUUCUUCUAUUUUGCUGUAAGAUGGCAUGUCUUUGUGGUUUUUAUGGUAACCAGUAAAUUGAUAAAGCAGAUCCGUAUCAGGGGAGAAUUGAGUGAGAUAGAAAGGUUUGACAUCGGCAUUAAUAAUUAAUGGAGAUAGAGGCUGUUAAAAGGGAUUACGGACUCCUUAUUAAUAACAUGCUGUCAUUUUAAAUAGACUGAAACUUUGGAUUUGUCAGCCACAGAAGUUUAUUUGAAAAAGGAUUUUAAUAACUAGAUCAGAUUUUACACUGAGCUUUGAACCAAAUAAACUGAACUUUAAAUCGGUUUCAAAUGUCUUCACGAGGUUUAAUCUUGAAUGUAAACUUCUGAAUAGUUGAUUUUGCCAUAAAAGGAAAAGUGUAACCUUGUAAAAGUCAAACGAUUAACCUGAACAAUUGUAUCUAAAUGUUGACCUGGUUUAUUGACUUUAACUUUGUAGAUAAACUAUUUCUAAGUGCUUUGUGAUAUUUGUUUGUCCUUGUGUGUUAUUCUGGUUCGAAGACCGACCUUGAUCUUCACUUUAUUCCAAGUAGAUACAUGUAUUUUUUUCAUAUUCUCCAGUGAAUAUGUAGAUUACACAUUCAACUUGCCUGAAGAGUCUUUAAAGGUUUAGAGUGGGACAUUUAUAUAGAGUUAUCAAACAGUGUGUGCGUUACUGAACUAAUUGCAAAUAUUGCAGGACCGUAAGUCAUAUGAUGCUAGUCCAUCCAUAUAUGUGCUCAUUUUCUUUUAUUAUGACUAGUGAGUCUUACCCAAGACCUACAGGUUAUUCACUUAAAGGGGCACUUUACACACCAGUACACUGCGGCACUCUGUUAUGAUUAUGACACUGUGUCAGGCUAAGCUGUCAAACUAUGUAAGAAUGGUUUAAUACUUACCUGGCUCUUUUGGGAACCCGCAGUUAUACCAGCCUGUACAGCUUUACUAAAGAAGAACUUCUUUGGGUCAUUACACAUGUAAUUAUCCUGGCAACAUGUCUUCGAUUGGAAAACUAGUGGGCCAUCCAUAGUUUGUAAUCUACCAUGUAAUAAAAUAUUAUAAUUCAUUACACUGUUAAGGUAGGAUUGACAUUUUUGCUAAGGCUCUCCUAAAUUCUCCAAUCUGCUUGUAGUGUAAUGGCAGUGAAUAGGCUGGGAGAUGCACUUCGAGCUUCAAGUUUACCUUCCUUGGCACAAUCAGCAUCCUUACACACGCUUCUUUAUGCUUCCUUUUUUAUUUUUUUAUUUUAUUUUUUUUGGACCUUUUAAAUACAUUACAACAGAGUCAAAGCUUUAACAUGACAGAACCACUUUAAAUGGUUCUUCAUUGUACUUAGGAACCCAGUGUUGAUACAGUAAACCAUUUUAUUAGUCAGUGUCCUGAUGAAUGUGAUGAGCCUAUGGCAACUAAUUUGGACCCAGAAUAAUAGAAUGGGGCUCAAUUAUGGGGUUAAAGCAGAUCUGUCCCAUAUCAAUAUUUCAUAAAGAUAUAUUCUUUAUGAAAUACUGAUAAGAUUUCAUAAUACCAAAUAGGAACUACUUUGUAUGAUGGUAAAGCCUGAGGUUGACUAUAGGCCCAGCUCUGCCGGCAACUUUAGUCCAAUAGGGGCCAAGUCACCUAAAUGGUGGUUUUAACGCUAUUGGGUCAGGAAUAAAUGUUUGUGUUCCUGACCCUAUAAUGUUCCUUUAAGCUUCUUUCUUUCUUUUGGUAAGGAUAUUAUGUGCAUAAUACUGACAACUAAUAAGUAAGUGUAUAUACUAUGUGAUGUAAUGUGAUUUAACUAUAAAUGAAGUGUUAUUUCUUUUUUGAAUGCUUUAAUGCUGAUUUUCUAUGUUCUUCACUGACUAGGACACGAGCCCUGGCAAAUUGCUGUCCCUUAUUCAUGCUUUUGAUAACACUGUGCAUGUAGUAUUGUGUAUGGAAUUACAACCUCAUGUCACCGAACCCAAAAAAAAUCAAAAUUUAGUGGAAACCAUUUAUUUCAAGGAUUGCAUCCUAAAUAAAUGUUUUUAUAAUCAGACGUCUAUUAAAUUUUAUUUUCUACACCUGCAACAUUUAUUUGAUCUCUUAAUUUAUUUCCUUUUUGACAAUGUUGAGAACGUUCUCAUCCUAAAUUAAUGUUACCAUACCUAUGUUCUCCUUCAGGGUGUGAUAGGCGUGCAGCUGGUUGUUACCAUGGUGAUGGCCAGUGUCCUUCAAAAGGUCAUACCUCACUAUUCUCUUGCCCGCUGGCUCCUCUGCAAUGGCAGGUAGUGUACAAACACUGUGUUCAGAUAUUUCUUAUUAUUCAGAAUCGUUUUCAAAAUGUCCAAAAAUAUAUUUUCUGACCAUAUGCUUAUGAUUUCAGAUGCCAGCAGGAAUUUCUCCAUUUUUUUUUUUUUUUGUUCAGUGCAUUUUAAAGGGACUUGUGGGUACAGCGCCCAUGGUUUGUGUGCAAAACCAUUUUCAGGCUGAGGCUGUCUCAGAACAUACAUCUGUAGCCAACCUUUCUCUCCUGAAUUGCAGGCAAACUAGCGGUUGUCUGCAAAAAAGGAACAGCCAAUCAGGAGAGACUUUUUAAUUAUGGGACAUUCCUUAAUGAGCAAUAGUGAUAUAUUGGCUGUGGUGCUAAGAUUCCACAUUUAAUUCAAAUUUGCCUUUACAACAUACAAACUACUGUAAUUCUAUUUUUCUUCUGUAAAUUCACUCCAUUAUUUGCCCAUUAAUUUAGCCAUGCACAGUUAAUCUUAUAGCUCUAAAGGUAUGAUUCCCUGUAGUGUAAUACAUUUGCAGAUUGCACAAGACAUUUUGAAAACAAAGUAAGAAAUUUAUACAGCAAUUGAUUGUUUCAUUCACUUCAUAAAAUUAUGGAAUAUUGCUCUACAUUUGUAUUGUGGAAUAAAAUUUUCACCAGCCCUCUUUCUAAAAUUAUGUUGCUAAGUGCCUUUAAAACUCCUCUGCUCAGCUCAAGGCUAUACAUUUGUGCUAAUAAAAAUAUUUUAUAUCUAUACUCCAAAUUUUCCUUGUUUCUUCCUCAACAGAUGAAUCUGGUGUUUCACUGCCUUUCACUGUUUCCCCAGAACCUGGUACAUAAAGACCAGUGCUAAUCACAUUUUUUGCAUUAUGUAAUGAGUGGGGAAUCAACUCGUAGUUUUUGCUGUUCCACUUUGAUCUUGCACAAUUAAUUUCAUCUAAACAGCUACAGCUAGUAGCAACAAUAUGAUUAACUGCUGUGACCGUGGUAGUGACAGUCAGCAGAAACAGAGGCAUAUAGCGCAGCUUGUAUUAUUGUGAAAUUCUGUUUGUUGUGCACCCUUACAAAUAUUUUUAUUCCUAGUAAGGAGAAUAGUGAGGAUCUGAUCAGUCUUAUCAGACUCCUUUUUUUUUUUUUUUUUUUCGUUGUCCCUGUUUCUUACUUUAAUAAUAUUAUCGGCAUUGCCACAGCAAUCCAAUUACAUCUUGUUGUGCUCUGCAUAGGAAUCCCAAAUGCUACAGAUCUCCUCAAUACAUCUUCUGCUGGUACAGACCUUAUGAUGCUACAGUCUGCCAAGGGGCUUUAAAGUGAACAUAUUCACUAUAAGUUCUUACCUUUCCUUAAAGAAACACUGGAGUUUUAGCAAUACCAAUGUGUAUUCCUAUCACUGUGUUGGCCAUUUUGGUGACUUUCUUCCACCUGCAAGGGGUAAAAAUUGUAUUUUACUUACCUUCUCUCCCACACAGUGCUGGUGUCAGUUGGAAUGCAACGUCUCCUUGGCCAAGAUCAAGAUUGGGAGCAGUGGGAGGGUAGAGUGCAUGUGCAACUAUGCCGCGCCAAUCGGUCUGAGACCAUCUGAUAGAAAUAGCAAAGUUUUACGCUGCAAUUUUCUCUGAAGUACUUCUAGUAGCAGUGUGAGUAACAGCCAUUAGAGGCAUUUAAACCCUGCAAUGAAAACCGAACAGCAAUGUUUUCAGCUACAGGAUUAAACCAGGGGUGUUCCUUUUAAGCAAUACAUAAUAAUGCUGCUGGUGGUGCCGUCACCCCACUCCCAUGUAUCUCACCUACCUAGAUAUCCUCACACAGAGUGCAUUUUCCCUAUGGUUCCUAUAUGCUGGUUACAUUGCCAGGACAUAGCUACCAGGAGUGACAUUACGACUGUAAGGAUGGGAAGGAAUUAAUCUUUGUCCCAGGGAGUUUAUUUCUUCAUCAUCAUCAUCUGCCUGUGCUAACAAAAGAGCCACUUCUGAUUCUGCAGUGCUGUUUGUCCACACAGGAGUAUAGACAUUGGAAAACAGCCAAAGCUAGAUCUUCCUGGUGAAUAUUUAUGAAUGAUAUAUGAACCUCACAUCUUUUCUGCCUGGUAUUAUGUGCAGUUAAUUUAGAGAGCUCAACUUCCCUCUCUUGUGCAUGCUUAUACCCAUGGUUUAUCAUUAUUAGUAUUAGUUAAUUAUCAACUGGACUUUGUACUUAUGUCUGUUCAUUCAGAUUUAGUUUAUUAUAAUUUUACAUAUUUUUCCAGCUUGUACUGGUAUCAGCACCCAACAGAGGAUGAACUACGAACACUUGCGGGGAAACAACAACUAAAGGGAAAAGGCAAGAAAGACCGGUAAUUUUUUAUUACUUCCUAAGUCACAGACAUACAAUUUUUGAAUGUGUAUGCAAAACUUGAUUCUAUUACUAAGAUACGAAUAAGUUAAAUUACUUAAGAUAUAUUUUUCCCUUGUGUGGUUAAACUUACCUGUAAGGGAAAAGUCAGACUCUAUUGAGAUAAUCCUGGUAAUCUUUGGUCCAAUCAGAUGCUUCUCAUUGGUUACUAUGCUUCUCGAUUAGAAGUAUUUGAUGUAAUUAUGUGUGAUGCCAAACUUAAAGGGUUACUCCAGCCUUUACAACUAAUGAUGUGUUUUUAUCGCAUCAUGCCCUAUAGGGCAUAUCUACCUAGCCCCCUGCCUAAAUGAUUCAAGUGUAUUUUACUGACCUGCGCUGAUCUCUCUCUUUCAUCCAACAUCAUGGCAGCUCUCCUGUAGCAGACAAACUGCACACAGGGAGGGAGGGAAGAACAACGCUUCCUCUUGCAGGCUAUUCCUGCACAGGUAGAUAUCUUUACGUCCGUUGCCAGCACGUUGUGCGUGCUGGCGACAGAUUUAAAAUGUGCACAAAAUUAAAUACAAAGUAUGCCAGGCAUGUAACUAGCCCCUAGCACAAAUUAGAAUGUGUCUGGAUGUGCAGCAGUUAAAGCAGAAACGCUACGCAUCCACACUCCUGCCACCAUGACUACUUCAAAUCAGUGAAGUGGUCAUGGUGGAUGGAGUAACACUUUAAGUCCUUUUGAAAAAUUGAAGGAGGUAAGAAAACAGAGCCUUGUUUAACCAAAUGUCUUCAUUGCCUUUUAUCAGAAACAGCAGUUUUUUUACAUUGUCAAAGAAAAAGGGUCGUCGUCUAUGCAACUAAACCACUACUUGAAGAUGUAAUGAUCCUAGUGCUUAGUGUCCCUUUAAAUUAAAUGCUCAAGAGUGGAUAAUUCAGGAAACAAGACAAUAUUUACCUAUUUCUGGCAUGUUUGAAGCAGCUCUUAUCUUUCCCUUUUGUCUAUUUAUACAUUAGACAAAGCAUAUCUAACAGUUCUUAUAAAAUACCUGUCAACAUACAUUCCAAAAUCAAGGACUGUUUGACAGAAACAUGUAUUAAAUUGGGUUUAUGUGAAACCUCUUUUAUAAUUUUUAAUUUUGUUUUAAAUGUUUUUGCCUUUUGUAUAAAUGUGUUGGCUUUAUGAGAGCCAUUAAUAUCUCAAUUAUUGUUCCCAAGAAAUACUUAAAACCAAAUAAUAAUUUCUAUUCCUGUGUUAACUUUUCUAUUCUCUGUUAAGCAUGGAUAUUUAAACUUGUUCCAUACAUUUCUCUAUUUUACUUUUGCUAUAAAUCGUGGAAGCUCUGGAAACCGGAUGUAGAGGUAAAAUGAAGCCAGGCAUUGAAAAUUUUCUAUUUUUAUAAUUUAUGCAGAAAAUAUAAUGGUCAUAUUGAGAAUAAACCUUUAACUAUUCCGAAGGACAUUGACCUGCAUUUGGAGACAAAAUCUGUUACUGAAGUGGAUGCUUUAGGUAAGUGCAAGUAUGUCGGGAAGUGAGUGCAUUUUGGUAUUUACUUGGAAUAAGUAUGUACUAUUUAUGUAUUUUUAAGAACCUUUUUCUCCCUUUUUUUUCUUUUUUCUUUUAGCUCUACACUAUUUUCCCGAGUACCAGUGGUUGGUAGAUUUUACUGUUGCAGCCACUGUGGUUUACCUUAUCACUGAAGCUUACUACAGUUUGAUGGUCCCAUCCCAGGAAAUGAAUAUUAGCAUAGUAUGGUGUAUGCUUGUUCUGGCGUUUGCAAUGUAUCCUUUCUUAAGAGAAAAUAGGGGUUUUAUUUAGAAAUAGCAGGAUGGAAAUGGUGACUCUGAGAUGGUGUUAUCCCUAGGAAAUUGUUUGUUUAGCCCAGUGGUAGUCAACCUUUUUCUACUUACCGCCCACUAAUGCAUCUUUCUUGAUGGAAAAAGUUCCUUACCGCCCACCAGUUUUCACGCAAGUGCAGAAUAUUUUUUUAGAAAGGAGGGUGUUUUCAAAAACAAAUGUACGUACAUUUAUCUUUUUAUUUCUACUUUAUGCAUGUUUAUAAUGUUUUUAACAAAGUAAAUUGAAAUUACCUUUACUAGUGAUUAAUGAGAUCCUUGAGGUUGAUGCUGCGAGUCUAAAUAUUUGAUAUCUGGUUAGAUUUUCGUAAGGAACAAACUAAGGUCUCCUCUUUCAGUGCUAUUCAGACGAUUUCUCUGUUUGCUCAUAUGAUUUCUCAUCUGUGCAUCAGCUCCCCUCCUCUCCCUCAUCAAUUCCCAUCCCCACCUUUUUCACCCCUUUUUUUUUCUAGUUUUUAACCUUCCCUAUAGCAAUGCCCAGUAGGAAGGCUGAGCUAUGUAGCCCACUUACUAUUAUUAGCCAACAACAAUUCUCUCAUUUUCCUUCUUUCUCCUUUUUUUACAAGUACUCUGCUCCUUCACUCUCCUUUUUACAAGUACUCUGCUCUUUCUUUCUCCUAUUCUACAAAUACUCUGCUCCUUUUUUCUUCUAUUCUACAAGUACUCUGCUCACAGACACACAUUCACACACUCACAAACACACUCACACAUACACUUAGACACACACACACUCACAGAGAUACACUCACAUAUACUUAGACACAUACACUUACAUACACACACACUCACAGAGAAACACAUGCACACAAACAUACACACACUCACACUUACAGACACACACACUCACAAAUACACUUAUAGACACACAAAUGAUUAAUCUUAAAUGUCCACCCAGCCUCCCUACCUGGAGAGCUUGUGUGGAUCUGUCCCUGGGGUCCAGUGGGGCUUCACUUCGGCAGGUGGAAGAGUUCUAAUCCGAGGCGGUGAGGGGGCUCUAACCUCUCUGCUCCCUCCCGCGAUGUUUACUGAUGCCAGGAGCCGUCAUAUUCCGGCUCCUGCAGCAUCAGCAAACCUCGCGCGAGGGAGCAGAGCAGAGAGGUUAGAGCUCCCUCGCCGCCUCGGAUUAGAACUCUGCCGCGCCGGUGGGUCCAGAAGGUGGCCUGGCAGGAGGAAGUGCUUUCCUCCUGCCAGUCACUGAAAUCUUGCGCCCACCUGCCCACUCUAAAAAGGAGAAAUCCUCUCAAAAAGAGGAUUUAGCCGCCGAAAUCCCUACCGCCCACUUGUGGGUGGGAGGGACCAGGUUGACGACCCAUGCUUUAGCCCUUGUCGAACAUCUAUCUUCCCAAGCUAUCGACCCUUUUUGGUCGUGUUUCGAAACAGCUAUAGAGUUAACGGCUGCUCAGUCCCAAAUAAUUAUACCUGUCCCACAGCAAGAUAAUUCAAAAAUAUGCUUCUUUGUUAUACGUGCUGCAAUAAUUUAACACUCCUGGACCUUACAGGAAUAGCACUACAGGAGCAAGGGGAAGCAGGUAAGAAAGUGUAUAACAACUAUCAAAGCAAUUUAAAUAGAUUGCGUAUCUUAAAGGACCACUAUAGUGCCAGGAAAACAUACUCGUUUUCCUGGCACUAUAGUGCCCUGAGGGUGCCCCCACCCUCAGGGUCCCCCUCCCGCCCGGCUCUGGAAAGGGGAAAAGGCGUUAAACGUACCUUUUUCCAGCACUGGGCGGAGAGCUCUCCGCCUCCGAUCCGCCCUGUCGGCUGAAUGCGCAGGCGCGGCAAGAGCUGCGUGCGCAUUCAGCCGGUCACAUAGGAAAGCAUUAUCAAUGUUUUCCUAUGGACGCUUGUGUGCUUUCACUGUGAUUUUCACAGUGAGAAGCACGCAAGCGCCUCUAGUGGCUGUCAAUGAGACAGCCACUAGAGGCUUUGGGGGAAGGCUUAACCCAUUCAUAAACAUAGCAGUUUCUCUGAAACUGCUAUGUUUAUGAAAAAAUGGGUUAACCCUAGAAGGACCUGGCACCCAGACCACUUCAUUAAGCUGAAGUGGUCUGGGUGCCUAGAGUGGUCCUUUAAUGAUUAAAUAUAUAUUUGUUCUUUUUGGGGCUACACUGAAACUGAUUUGAGAGAUUUACUUUAAGAUGGAUUAAUGAUUCGUUUCUGGAGUUUGCUCAUUUUGCCCAAAAUGAGUCUGCCUAGACUUCUCUGGGGAUUAAUUGUGAGAAUUUGGCCACAAUUAGGAAAAUCCUGCGUUUAUAGAUGACUGGUUCUUGUAUGAACAUAGGGAAAACAUGAGACACAUCCACUGGUUUUUGUGCCGAAUUUUAGAAUACACUUAUCUGUGAUGUGGCCGUUCCAGGUGUGAUCCCUUUGGCACUUGAUUUAUGAAAAAUGAAAGGAACAUCAUCUACAGCAAAUUGCUGACAGCUGUGUAUUUCUUAAUAUGGCUCUUAAAUAUUGUCUACUAUCUUUAUUACUCCUUAACCAAACUCCACCAGUAAAGUGCUCUUCUCGUUAACAACCCAUUACUUCAAAGUUCAAGAUGGUGGAGAAAGGUCAUUGUGUGUUACAUUUGGAUUUUUCUUCUUUGUCAAAGCAAUGGCAAUUCUCAUUGUGACUGAGAACUACUUGGAAUUUGGACUUGAGACUGGUAAGAAUAAACAAUAAAUAAGUUGGAACUAAAAAAUGUUAUGUACAUAAUAACUCUGUAUAUAUUUGACUCUCCAUUGUAGUUUUUGUAAUUAUUUAUGAUUUGAGAACUUGCCUGAUAAAAUUUGGAAGAAAUAGUCAGACGAACAUGUUUGGAUUGGAUGUUGCCUUUCAUAGACUUUAUAUUUUUCAUUUUUAUUAUUAUGACUAAUGGAGAGAGCAAAAAUCCUUCUUCACUUUCUCUAAAAGUAAUAACCACUAUUAGACAAUGAUCAGUAUAAAGGCUUGCAAACAUCCCAUCACUGUGCACUUGUUAAAGUUAGGCUUACAGCUACCAUGUUGUAUUAAAAUUUAUUAUAUUUAUUGAAGUUGCUCAGAUCUGUCCUGUCCAUGUGCAAAAAGCAUAGACGUCCGGUUUCAUCCCGUGUGCUCUGACAGCAUAAAUAGCUCCUUCAACGAAAGAGCACUACUUUUAUAAUGCCUUAAUUAUUCCAAUUUGAUUAAAAUGUCUAUUUUUCUGUGCCGCUCAAAUCUGCAGACUUGCGAUUAUUCACAAUUGUCUAUAUAUUUUAAAUCUGCUCCGUAGGAAAUAGUGGCUUUCUCAUGCGCAUUUUGGGGACAUUUUACAUGUAAAUACUCUGACAUUAAAUGUGAUUUCCCCCCUUACUUUGGCUUCUAAUGGAAUCUGUUUAGGCUUGGAAUGGAGUUAAUAUCUCAAUAACUGGUUUGUUUUCCGUGCUGGGUGUACUUCCUGGUUUUCAUGGAAGAAAAUAUAUAAUGAGCAGUGCACUGCCUUUUACAAUACCUUCAAUUUAAAGGAACAUGUUGGUAUUUUUUGUUCGAUAAACCUCACCAUCACUUGGCAAAGAACCUGCUCUGCUUCACUUGCCUAACGAAUGCAUAAAUAUGUGUUAAAACUGGCAAUUAUCUUUUUACAUUACAUUAUUUCUGUUUGCCUUGUUAGCAAUUUAUAUAACAGAAAAACAAAAUGUUCUCGGUUGUCCUUGUACAAAGAAAUCCACUUGCCUGCCAUUACCAUCUAUGUUUUUCCUGCAGGCUUUGCAAAUUUUUCAGAGAGUGCUGUUCAGUUUCUCGAAAACCAAGGCCUUGAAACCAAGUAAGUGGUUUAUUUUCUGUUGUUGACACAGAAAAAGUGCUUGCUUGUUUGCAGUGUUUUGAACUCUACUUGUAUGGUCAUAUGGCCCUGGUUAUAGCAAAUAAUAAAUGUAAUGCCCCUUAAUUUCUUUGGAAGUUGUAUUGAACGAAAUCUAAUCCUAAUUAUUACUAGUUGUUAGAUUUUGAUUUUUUAAUUCAUGUAGCUCAGUUACCUGUUUGACUGCUUUUAUUAUAUGUUUGAAUGCAUGUACUUUUGUCUCUCUGUUUAGAAAUGUUUAUUAUAUUAUACUGGUAUGCUUGCAUGGACAUUAGGUGUUUAUAAGCAUUAUGUGGUGAUUCCCAAGCUCCUGCAGUGGAUAUGAUACAUAUGAAAGUGUGUGACUACAACCGAGCAAAUGGUGGUUUAAAUGUUGGCUUCUGGAAAUAUGACUCCCUGAAGAUCUCCUUUAUGGAUGCUGCCACCUUACCCUUUAUCUGUGUAUUGCUGCUUCAUCCACUGUUGUACUUUUGCGCAUUCACAAAAGUUUAAAACUGAGGUGAAAGAUCUAUAGAACGUCUCUUAUUACAUGACUCUCAACAGUUGCUUGGAAAUGACAAGUUGACAGCAGAGGCUCAAUGUCGAUAUUCUCCAUAACACAAUCUAAUCUGUUUUUUGUUUUAAAGAACUCUCAUUGCAGUCAAAAUGAGUUUCUCAAAUAUUCUUUUAUACUGCUGCCUUUAAAGGACCACUAUAGGCACCCAGACCACUUCAGCUUAAUGAAGUAGUCUGGGUGCCUGGUCCAGCUAGGGUUAACCCUUUUUUUUUUUUAUAAACAUAGUUUCAGAGAAACUGCUAUGUUUAUAAAUAGGUUAAUCCAGCCUCUAAAGCCUCUAGUGGCUGUCUCAUUGACAGCCGCUAGAGGGGUUUGCGUGCUUCUCACUGUGAAAAUCACAGUGAGAAGACGCAAACGUCCAUAGGAAAGCAUUAUGAAUGCUUUCCUAUGAGAGUGGCUGAAUGCGUGCGCAGCCCCUGCCGCGCAUGCGCAUUCAGGCGGAGAGGAGGAGGAGGAGGAGGAGAGCUCCCCGCCCGGCGCUGGAGAAAGAAGUAAGUUUUAACCCCUUCCUCUCCUCAGAGCCCGGCGGGAGGGGGUCCCUGAGGGUGGGGGCACCCUCAGGGCACUAUAGUGCCAGGAAAACGAGAAUGUUUUCCUGGCACUAUAGUGGUCCUUUAAUAUUCAAAAAUGGCAGUGUCCAGUUUCUGGUAUUAUAGCAAGAUACAGUUUUCACUUUAGAAUGCUGUGUUUUCGGUUGUCGUCUUCUUAAAUGUGACUUAUUGAAAUUCAACUUUUAUGUGGUUCAUUAUAUAUCCUUCUCUUUGGUUAAUUUUUCCUUUUUGUUAGUGCGUAAUAAAACAGACUUCCAGAGCUUUGGAAAAGGGUUAAGGUUUGGGGUGUUUUUGUAUGUGUUUUUUUUUUAUAUACUUUACUAUUAUUCUGUAGGCAUUUUGGACCUGCCUAAUCGACUGCAGUUUAUGUUUAAAACUUAUUGUAUAAAUCAGUUCCAUUUUCUGGCCCUCUUUGAUAGAAGUGAAAGUGGGAAUAACUAAAGCUAUUUGAUAUCUCUCACUAUAGAGGUCCAGUCUCGCAGCUGACUUUCAAGUUCCUUCUUGCUGUCCUGUGUUCAUUCAUUGGAGCUUUCUUGACAUUCCCUGGCUUGCGCCUUGCCCAGAUGCACCUGGAUGCACUAAACCAAACAACGGAGAAACUGACUCAGUAAGUCAUUUAUGUUAAUGCCUAAAUAAAACCAAAGCCAGUGGCAGGGUUUGCUGAUUAGCAGUAGGACAUCUUACAAAAACAUGCUGAUUUUAAAAUGUUCCUUCUGUUUUUUUGUUUUUUUUUUCUUCAGGUUUCUACUCCAUAUAAACUUUUUAGCUCCUCUCUUAAUGGUUCUGCUUUGGGUGAAGCCAAUAACCAAGGAUUAUAUUCUGAAUCCACCAUUAGGCAAGGAAAGUGUGCCUUUGUAAGUUUUCUUAUUAAAAUACUUGUUUAUAUGUCACAACAGCUGGGGAAUUGAAAUGUAAGAAGGUACAUAUUUUUGUAUGUUGGAUGACAAAGCUUUACAAGAAUGUUGGUGUCCCUUCCAGUCUUUCAGUAAGUUAUUUAAUGCAGCGUAAUUCCUGAAUUACUGUAGUGUCCCUCAAUUGGAAGGAUACAUCUUUUGACUAUCACUAGAUAGCUAUAAUCUGCAGCACAUCCAUCUCUCUGUGAAAACUAUUAUCUUUUUUUUUUUCUUCUUUUUUUCUCUUUCUUCUCCCCAUACAUCCUUUGUGGCAGUACUAGGCAUGUUCCUCCUCUGGACAUGUAGUCCUAAGAAUGCAAUAAAAUAGACUGAGAUCCCGAGCUAAGCUGUUUAUUUAUCCCUUGUAGAAUGACUGAGGACUCCUUUAAUUCCUUACGUCUCUGGAUCAUCAUUUUGUUGUGUGCAUUGAGACUGGCUUUGAUGCGUCACCACAUGCAAGCGUAUUUAAAUUUAGCACAAAAAUGUGUGGAUCAAAUGAAGAAGGAAGCAGGCAGAAUAAGCACCGUGGAACUACAGAAAAUGGUAAGAUUUAGUAUAGAAUGGUCAAACUUCUAUGAUGCUUUAAAGGAACACUAUAGGGUCAGGAACACAAACUUGUAUUCCUGACCCUAUAGUGUUUAAUCCACCAUUUAGGUGGCUUGCCCUCCCUUAGAAAAUUUUAACUCUCCUUGUUUCCUGAGCCACGCAGGUCCGCCGGCGCUGUCCCUGCCCCUGAUCCACCUUCUUGGUGACUUCAUCAGAAUUUUUCAGUCAAUCCAAUGCACUUCCAUAGGGGAUGGGGGCAGGACCAAACACUGUUUUGGCCAAUCAUCACCUCCUCCUAGAGAUGCAUUAAAUCAAUGCAUCUCAUGAGGAACAUUCCGCGUCCCCAUGCAGGGCGUGGAGAUGCUGAAUAGUAGUGCUGCCUACUGUGCAUCACUACCCCAGGAAGCACCUCCAGUGGCCAUCUGAGUAGUGGCCACUGGAGGUAUUCCUAGGGGUCAAUGUAAACACUGCCUUUUCCCUGAAAAGGCAUAUACAUGACAAUGCCUGCAGGAGAUGAUUAUACUCAGCAGAACAAUUGCAUUAAACUGUAGUUGUUCUAGUGACUAUAGCAUCCCUUUAAUGUUUGGAACGUGUAAAUGUUGGUAAGAUAGGACUGCAAUUUCCUGCUUCUAAAUGUUUCCAUAACGUGAAUAAUGGUGAAAUAUCUUAUUUUAUCUUAUUUUCCAUUGUUAUGGUGUAUUUUUCUUUGCUGCUGUCCUUUUAGUGGUCUGUAAUUUUAUUUUGAGCCACGUUGCCUUAUCUACCUUGUGGAAUUCUAACAGCAAUUUUCUUGGUUUUAGGUUGCUCGUGUGUUUUAUUACCUUUGUGUUAUUGCACUACAAUAUAUGGCCCCUCUGGUGAUGCUCCUCCACUUGACUCUGCUUCUAAAAACGCUAGGUAUGAAAGGCUACGCUGGGUUGAUGUUCACAAAGUGUUCUAGAAAUGGAUGGGUGUGUACAUAGUGCAGGAGAAUCCAUGCUGUCUAAAAAAUUUACUUAAUGCGCUAUUUAAAACAUUGCAAGUAAUGUCUACUUAAAAUUAUGGUUUAGUACUUAUUCGUUCAGUGUUUGGUUGUUUUUUUUUUUUAAUUUAGUUUAUAUAUUUUUUUUAUUAGGUAAUCAUACAUGGGGUUUCUACGAGGAUUCACUGGAUGUUGGUCAUGGAUCGCACUCUCUUGUUUCUGAACUUCCGUGUCCUGAUGAAAAAACAAAAGCAACCGUUAGCCAAAUUACAAUGGCACUAGGUGGACUAAAAAACAUUUUUACUCCUCUGCUUUUUCGGGGACUGCUAUCAUUUCUCACCUGGUGGAUUGCAGCCUGCCUUUUCUCUAUAAACCUUUUUGGUUUGUUUUACCACCAGUAUUUAAUUGUGGCAUGAUUCAGACUUAAUCAUAAUGUUCGAAGGACCAACAUAAGGCCAGAUGUACUGGUGCAGCACAAGUCUACUUGCAAAUAUGCCGACCGCAACAUGUCUUGUUUCAAUGUUUCCUCUGGAAUCUCAGGGUAAAUAUUGUUUAGAAUCACUGUUGAGCAUUUAAUCUUCAUUACCUCAGUGGAAGAAUACUUAACUGCUGAUUUUGAUCCUGUAAUAAGUGUUUUUUUGUUUUUGUUUUUUUUUUCAUCUCCUUUUUUCUUCAAAGACAUCUCUCCCAUUGAACUUGUUUUGCACUCACAUUGUUCUUAGAUUUUCACCAAGUAUGGAUGACCACUCUAAAAAGAGUGCCUUUUUUUCGUUUACCAUUGUAUGACUUUUUUUUUUUUUUUCCUCUAUAACUAUCUGAGCCAUAUGAAGAAAGAUGAGGUUUAACGAUAACCAAGAAAUAAAUUGUUACUACUGUUGGAGCUGUCAAUUUUUAAUGACAUAAUCCAACAGGACAGAAUGUAUUUCUACUGUAUAUUACAGUAAAGAAAGCUGUGUGGGCGUACACGAGCAACUGCGUGUUUUCCUGAACCCUUAAUAUGCCUGAACGGCAAUUGUGUUUUUCACAUGCAAAUGUUGUUCAGUAGUUUAGUUCGAUUUAAAUCUGUUUCAUCAAUGACACUUGACAGAUGUUGGUGCUAGUGUUUAAGCCACACAGGGCUGUGUGAGGUUUAUAUGCUAACGUAAUUGUUUAAUAAUCUAAAUCAUAUCGCUCAAAAUAAUCACUUUUAAAUUGCUUGGCAAACUUGGAAUCUGGUGGUGGGGGAAAGAUAUGUUGUAUAUUAAAUAUAUAAUAUAUCAAAAUUUUAAAAUUAUUUUGAAACAAUGUUACAUGUAUAGAAUUAUCAAAAUUUGUCAUCCAACACUCAAUUAUUUAUUUUUCCACCCCAUAUUUCUUUAAGGGCUUUAUUGCGAAUUGUUCAUUAUAAACUGCCUGUAAAAUAUAUAUAAUUUUUUUUUUUACAUGCAAAAAUAUAUGUAUAUGCAAAGGUUUUAAAACUUUUAUAUAAUUUAUACGUUCCAGACACGCACACUUUUGUUUGUGGAUUUUUUUUAUUUUUUUUUCUUCAUUCAGCAUCCUUUUGAAUAAAACAUUUGUAGCCCAGAGAAUGUUAAUCCUUACACCAUUCGUUCAUUGGUAAUACGUAGGUUCCCACGGUGCCACAAAAUCCAACAAUGGCAGGAAUUCAUUGGAUAGGCCAAAAAGCAACUGUCAAAGCCUUGUUCAUUUUGACUGCACUUUCCAUUGCUUGUGUAACCCACGUGGCCUUAUAUAGAGUUUUUCAACUUGCUUGUCAGAAGUCUCAUUAGAAUCUUCUUUGAUAUUUGAUCUUGGAUUAGAAGUGCAAAACUUGCAAGGUAUCUGACUAUGAAAAUAUUUUGGCACCUUGAAGGAACACUAUAGUGUCAGCAAUACAAGCAUCUAUUCCUGACACUAUAGUGUUUAACUACUUAGGUGACCAGCCCCCUCCAAUUGCAUGGGAAAGGUGUGUUUACUCCCCAUUUUUCCCACUCCGGCCACGUCAUGGAUAGCCCCACCCUUGUGGCUGAGAUCAUCACGUGUGUGAACUUCCUUUUCUCUGAAAAAGCAGCGUUUACAGUGCUCUUCCUGCAGGGACAGGCUAUAGACACCACCUUACGUUAAAGGCAAAUGUUUCUUUGCGCUCCUACAAAAUUACUUCUACACACCUUACUUUGGAGUAUGUGACAUGAGGACAAACUAAAACUUUAAUGCCACCCUUGAAGUGGUUUGUGGGUGUUUUAAUCUCUAUGCUUAACAGUUCUAGAAAUAAAAAGCUGUAAAAACAAAUGUUUUUUUUUUUUUUUUAGUUCUUUUAUUUUUUCAUUUGAUCUUAAAAUAAGGGUCUACAAGAAAACCCCCAAAUCUCAAUGUGUGAUAGAACUGUUAUUUUAAAACCUUCUCAUUCUAUAAAGUAUAAAAAUAAAUCUUGUUGAUGUUACAAUUGAUUGCAAUAUGUACCAACAAUUUUAAGGCUUUUUUUAAUGGAUUUAAGCCACACAAGCCUUUGAAGUGGUAUGAAUGAAGAAAAAAAGAAAUGUAGGUUCACUUAAUAUUGACUGAAGUUUAUUGCAUGAAAACUAGAAUCCAAUUAAAAUAUGUAGUGGAAUGUUUCAGUUAAAACCGAAUAUUAGGAAACAAGAUAUCACAUCCCUGCUCACAAUGAGAAGACCGAUAAUCCCCAGCUAGGGAUAUGGCAAAAGAGGUAGACACAAAUUAAAUGUGACUCCACAAUGCACUCAGUAAUGCGACAAGUAUCCACUAAUCUAAUAGUGCCAUUUAAGCUCAUUUAGUGUGUGUGGAUGGCACAGACCCCACCAACACAAAUAUAUGGUGUAUGUCUCAUCACGAAUUCGUAGUCCACGAUAUAUAUUGAAGACAGGAAAAACAAUGGUACCGUAUCUAAUGAAUCGAUGAUAAAUGUUUAUAAAAGCUCACAAAGUGUUGCACCUUCCUGGCUCUAAGAAAGACAUAUGUUUGUGGAAUGUCCUAUCUAUCUAUCUAUCUAUCCAUCUUUCUGUAUGAAAGAACUGAAAUGCAGAUGCCCAGAAGCUGACUGCUAAGAGAUUGUGAGUUGUGACAGUCAACUUCACAGAGAUUUGAGUGGGACACGAUAGCUGGAAUAGCUCUUUUUAUGUUUCCCAAACCCCUUCCUCCACAAUGUGAGAAUUUUUAUUAUUGGUUUAAUAAAUUUGUUUUACUUUUUACAUGUCCUCUCUCUUGCCUUUUUUAACAAUCCUUUCAGCAGAAUUCAUGGUGGGGCUGGAGGCUAAUGUUAGUGUGGAAUCUUGAUUUGAACCCUGGGAUACGGAUUAAAG
This is a messenger RNA of Pelobates cultripes (western spadefoot toad), 28041 nucleotides long. The record is from the annotation of a GenBank genome assembly. NCBI's taxonomy places the organism in Eukaryota, Metazoa, Chordata, Amphibia, Anura, Pelobatidae.